AUGGCGUCUUCCACCAUGCCACCUCCUCCCACCCCCUUCGCUCAUCGUCGAACUCCUCGACUCAUCACCAAGCGUCUUUCUCCAUCUCUCCCUGCAGCCGCAGAGUCAUCAGCAUGCAUCUUGCAUAAGAUGUCCCUGUCCAAGGGCGCUACUUUCCACAGCCCAUCCUCGCCGGCCACUGAGGAUGACCCAGUUCUCAGCAUCCCUCACCUGACUCGUCGUUCUCCUACCAGCACUCAGUCCGCCCUCACUAGCUGGCUUUCGGAAAGGGAAGACGUUGCCCAGUCCAUUGCCAACUUCGAGCAAACCUUCUCUGGCGCCCGAGGGAAGAAGACGUCAAGUCGUCGCCGCCCCACGCAGACCUUUGAUCAACAGGUCUGGGUCCGUCGCGUCUCACUACCAUCCGACGAAGGAUUAGGCUCCUCCGUCAGCCCCGCAAGUGAUAAGGUUUUGGCCAACAAGUUCGAAAGAGCCUUGGAUUUGUUGUCGAAUCGGGAUAGUGGACUGGGGACUUCCAUCAGUGACUCAGCAGAGAAGGUCGCUGGACACACCUCUGAAGAAGACCGUCUUGUGCGAGACGCGAUUCAAGGUUGGAUUGCCCGCUGCAUGUUGAUGUGCAAAGACGGUGUUAACGAACCUCCUACAGAAGCUGACUCUCCAGAGCCGACAACUCGCCGCACUAGGCAACGAGGCAGUCACCCCUCAUCUAGGACAUCCAGCACCACCGGCCGAUCUGCGGUGACCCGAAGCAUCGCUCCUCCAGCCUCCCGACCUACUCUUCGUCAUCCCGUAUUGAGCCCCUCCGGUCGCAGAAAGAUCAAGGAGUAUAUAAUCACACCCAUCCUCCACGAGGAACGCUUCGAAGACUUUCAUCCUCUCGUCACUGCUCUCGCCGCCAAGAACAACAAGGCAGUCCGAUGCCUGCGUGACCUUGAGCAGUCCCUCAUCUUCCAACCACUGACACUUGCUAUUUCACGACAACUGUAUCGUGCUUUUGGCGAGUUUACUAUCCAACUUGUUGUCGAUACAUAUCAACAUCUCGCCGAAUCAGAACAACGUCGUGCCGCUGAUCGUCCUUACGACAACGGCUACUUCCUCGACUUGGUCCAACAAGUCAACCGCCUCGCAGCCCACAUCGGCUCUUCCAGCCGCGAUCAGCAGGCGGGUACUGCUGAGCAGGACGACGAUAUGGCUUACUCCAUCGAUGACGAGGUCACCCUUGAGGGUGGCCUCGGAGAGACUGGCAAUGAGGCCGAGCUUGUCCGUUGGAAGAACGGCAAAGGCUACUCUCUCAGGACUGGUCUACCCUACACACCGACACCUGGAGUUAAGAGAGCAAGUAGUGAUGCUCUUGAUGAAGAUGUUGCAAGGUCUAUGGCUCGCAGAAAGAAGGGCUACAUCCCAGAAAUAGUUGAGAUGAAGUGCUCAGACCCUACAUGCGACAAGAUCUUCAACCGGAAGUGUGAUCUGGCGAAACACGAGAAGACCCAUUCUCGUCCUUUCAAAUGUCCCGAGGAGAGUUGCAAGUACCACGAGCUUGGCCUUCCGACCGAGAAGGAGCGUGAGCGCCACGUCAAUGACCGUCACUCCAAGAAUCCUCUCUUCUACAAGUGCGAGUUCUGUGAGUUCCGGACCAAGCGCGAGAGCAACUGCAAACAACACCAAGAAAAGAAGCACGGAUGGCACUAUGAACGUGCGAAGGGCAAAGACAAGGUUGUCACCAAGAUGACCCCAGCCCAGACUCCUCGCACUCCCAGCAUGGAUUACUCUCCUAGCCCGGCCGUCUCUGUUAGAACCUGGGAUGAUGCAAGUUCCAUUGCUGGAAGCGUUGCCGGAAGCAUGCCAGGCAGCAACGCGAUGACUCCUUUCGAGCAGCCCCUCACCGGCUUCGACACCUUCAAUCCCACCCCAGUGACAUAUUCGAACCCAAUCUUCCCACGGACCAACCCGUCCUCAGCCUCAUCCUACAACCGACUGGGAGAGGAUUUCGACUUCAACGCCCCGACUUUCCAGAACGCGUACCCGCCAGCUCAGUAUCCUAACAUGAUGACAACGCCGAUCACACCCGCCUAUAGCAACAUUACCGAGCCGUCUCCCUACAACGGGGCGAUGGACAUCACGUUGGACUGCAACAACCAACCCUCUUGGAACCAAGGUCUGCCAACGCCGGACUCUUACUUCCAACCAAACUCUCGCAACCCGUCGAUUUCCGAGCACUCUCCAAUGGUUGCUGGACCUUCCGGGCAGUCAUUCAACGAUGCGCCUCUAUUCAGCGCCGAUACGGACUUCCCCCCGAACGAUUUCUCACUGUUCGGAGGCGAGAGCAGCAGGGCCUUCUCCAAUCCUGCUGCAGCCACUGCAACCUUGUUCCCCGGCGGUCCCGAAGCUUUUGCUAGCCUCGACAACGACCCCAUGUUCGACCCAGCCUGGAAUGACAGCGACUUCAUCGAUUACGACAUGAGCAACUAG
This is a messenger RNA of Cladophialophora yegresii CBS 114405, 2469 nucleotides long. RefSeq lists its product as uncharacterized. The coding region runs from base 1 to 2469 and encodes 822 amino acids. The record is from RefSeq and is a predicted model, not a curated record. Lineage: Eukaryota; Fungi; Ascomycota; Eurotiomycetes; Chaetothyriales; Herpotrichiellaceae. Gene Ontology annotation, biological process: regulation of transcription by RNA polymerase II. The transcript has 2 exons. Gene Ontology annotation, cellular component: nucleus.